GCAGCGACCAAUCAGCGGCCGCCGCUGGCAGUGACGCACGCGCGCGCCGGGCGCUCUCCCAUUCACAAGGCGGGCGGUUAGGAGGGGGAGCGGAAGCAGGGCCUCGUGCGCGCGGUGACAUCACUAGCCGGCGGAGGAGACCAGAGCGAGACCCGGGCACCGGCGGACACGUGACCUCACCCCGAUCACAGCCAGGGAGGCAGCCAGUCAGCCAUGGGCGACGGAGAGAAACUCAACAUCGACUCCAUCAUACAGAGACUGCUAGAGGUCAAAGGAUGUCGCCCAGGGAAGAAUGUUCAACUGACGGAAAAUGAGAUCCGGGGAUUGUGUCUGAAAUCUCGUGAAAUCUUUCUGAGCCAACCUAUCCUGCUUGAGUUGGAGGCCCCACUCAAGAUCUGCGGUGAUGUACAUGGCCAGUACUAUGACCUCCUGAGACUGUUUGAAUAUGGUGGGUUUCCUCCAGAGAGUAACUAUCUGUUCCUUGGGGACUAUGUGGAUCGUGGGAAGCAGUCACUGGAGACCAUCUGCCUGCUUCUCGCUUACAAGAUCAAAUAUCCAGAGAACUUCUUCCUGCUGCGUGGGAACCACGAGUGCGCCAGCAUCAACCGCAUCUAUGGCUUCUAUGACGAAUGUAAGAGGCGGUAUAACAUCAAACUAUGGAAGACUUUCACAGACUGCUUUAAUUGUUUACCAGUGGCUGCAAUUGUGGAUGAGAAGAUCUUCUGCUGUCAUGGAGGACUUUCCCCUGACUUGCAGUCUAUGGAGCAAGUGAGGAGGAUCUUGCGCCCCACAGAUGUACCAGACCAAGGACUUCUAUGUGAUCUGCUGUGGUCUGACCCAGAUAAAGAUGUCCUUGGUUGGGGUGAGAAUGACAGGGGAGUUUCAUUCACCUUUGGAGCAGAUGUUGUGGCCAAAUUUCUUCACAAGCAUGACCUGGAUCUAAUCUGCCGAGCCCACCAGGUGGUGGAAGAUGGCUAUGAGUUCUUUGCUAAGAGACAGCUGGUGACCUUGUUCUCGGCUCCCAAUUACUGUGGAGAGUUUGACAAUGCUGGCUCAAUGAUGAGCGUGGAUGAAUCACUAAUGUGUUCUUUCCAGAUCCUGAAACCUGCUGACAAGAAACUGUUCGCUUAUGGCGGAGUAAACCAGACCCGCCCCGUUACCCCACCCAGAAAUUCGGCCAAGAAUAAACAGAAGAAAUGACAUGUCGAGGCUCCUACCAGCUCUUCCCCGACUCCCCGCCACCUCACACACUGACCUCCGGCCUCGUUUCAUCUGAACUUUCUCCCUCUCUCCCUUGGUAGUGGGAGGUGGAGGCUGAGAGAUUCUACUUACCUCGCACUGACUUUUGGGAUGAGGGGGAGGAUGGAGGGCGCCUGUGAAAUGAGCUGAUUUUCUGCCUUAAUCCUUAGAAGCGGCCAGCAAGAAUCGCUGCAUCUACAACCUCGCAAGCUGCAGGCACGGAAGAAAAAUAACUAGUUUCUCAUGGCAAUGCCUUAAUGCAAGUGAAUACCGGUAAAUCAGAUGAAAUCUCAGGGUUACACCUUACAGGUCUUGCAAAUUUCUGGACAAUGGCAAAAAAUCAAUCAAAUCCUCACUUUGUAGCCUAGUAGCUGCAAAUGGUUAACUUGUCUACCUGCAUUUCAGUAUGCCUGGGCUUUCUCUAGCUCUCUAACAAGGGGUCUUCAUUUUGUGACAGCUGGAAUAUAUAUAUAUAUUUUUUUUUUCUCCCCUGAACAUUGCCCAGUGAUCCAUUCCAGACAUAUUAGUCUACACAUGUCUUAUGGCUAUAAUCCUCUUAUUUUUCUGUAUCUAAAUUGCCUGUUUGUUUGAGAGUGGUAGGGCUUGGCUACAUUACUGGUGGGUUCCAGGUAUCAUGCUCAGCCGAUCAUAAAGAGCUGAGCAUUAUAAUUUACAACCCUUGAAGGUCUAAGGAAGGAGCCAGUUUAUUUUAUUUUGUGGUUCCCUUUCCUUAAUGAGGAAGUUGCCAAAUUUGGGGGAUUAAAUAAUUGGAUCACAAUUUAUAAAAAAAUAAAAAUUCUCUCCCAUCCCUCCCCCUCCCCAUGACUGUCCUUUUCAAAUGUGGAAACCUGCAUGCUAUGUCUUUUUAUUUUUAUUAUUUUAAAUCAAUUUUUUUUCUUACAUUUUGGCUGCAGUGUUUGUUGGGUUUAAUUCUAGAAUACUGUAUGUUGACUGCCAUCUAGGUGUUAUGAGAUGGGACCAGCGACCAAUCUCCUCACUUUUGGAAUUGUGUAAUGAAAAGGGAAUCGGAACUAAAGGAGCAUGUCUUCCGAAUACUUUAGAAGGCCAUGCACUGGCAUGGGAUACGCUGCUGUCCUAAUACUUGUGGACCAUCUGUGUAACCUUGGAGAGGUAGCUAAAAGGUGCAUAACCACUAUGGUGCUUCUCACGUUGCUGCUGUAAAUUCUCGUGGUGUUAUACAGUUUAUGCGGCAGUGUGAAAGAACCAAUCAGAGCUCUGAAGGGUGUUUUUUGUUUUGUUCUUUGUUCCGCUUCUUACCUCUUUGUCUCGCAAUACUUUAUGUGCAGAUCUCCCAUGUGCCGGAAUGUCACUUUAAUUUUCCAAAGCUUCCACCCAAUUUUAAUUAAUUUCCUGAACCACUACUCUGUUUGCCUCUUAUUUUAUUAUUUUUAAUUCGUAGGCCAUCCAUAUGUGGUAGUGAGUUACACAUGUACUUUUUUUUUUUGUGAAAAUUUUUGUUGACCUAUUAAAAAGGAUGUGAGCUUGA
Messenger RNA from Pelobates fuscus (common spadefoot toad), 2746 nucleotides. Its product is annotated as serine/threonine-protein phosphatase alpha-2 isoform-like. The transcript has 7 exons. The record is from RefSeq and is a predicted model, not a curated record. Gene Ontology annotation, molecular function: protein serine/threonine phosphatase activity. NCBI's taxonomy places the organism in Eukaryota, Metazoa, Chordata, Amphibia, Anura, Pelobatidae. Gene Ontology annotation, cellular component: nucleus; cytoplasm. The coding region runs from base 214 to 1200 and encodes 328 amino acids.